CCCUGUGAGAUUGCAUGUAUGCCGUAUGCGCGUUGGACCGAAGUGGCUACAAAUUACAUAUGGUUAGUGGAUGCGAGUGGGCUAUGUAAAAGUAGUGGCUGAACGCCUCACGCCGAUGCAUCCAAAAUACAAGAUCCCAACUCCCGGAUUCCAAAGCAAGGAUUGACCUGACAUAGUGGGUUUAAUUGGAUUGCGGUAGUCUGCACUAUGUAGGUUACGUCCGAUGCAAUGCUCAGCGCCGAGCGCUGAAUACAUUUCUGAAUCCUGAUGAAGGAGACCAUCCGGCCAUCGCACCACCGGGCGCCGUCUGGCGUCCAUGGAUCACUGAUCCACAAAAGUCAUUCGUUUGUCGUUGCGUUGCAUACGUCCAGACAACUCAACGAGACUCCAGCGCCAGUCUGGCUGCUGGCUUAUAUCAGCGGUGUUGAUCCUACUUCCCUUCUUCCGAUCCAGACUGUUUUUGAGGUCGAGACCUGCUCGCGCCAGCAGACGCCAGCCGCCAGGCAAAGCUUCGAUGAAAGGGGGGCCUGGGGUGAUUGGGCAAACGGGUUCAUGCGUUCAAGCAAGAUGGCUGCGGUGGUGCGAAGUGGAAGCAGCAACGUGGGGUCCACGUUUUACGUUUUGCUUGGGCUAAUUGUUAAGAGUUUGGACGGGUUGGAGCGGGCUUCGUACUGCACACAAUUGCCUAUGCACUCCGAUGCAUUAGGGCUCGCAAGUCAACGCUUGUGAUGCAAGGGGGUGGGCAGUGAAGUAGUAAAAUCGAAAGGCGU
Messenger RNA from Tilletiaria anomala UBC 951, 770 nucleotides. RefSeq lists its product as uncharacterized. Bases 268 to 729 code for a protein of 153 amino acids. The transcript has a single exon. The record is from RefSeq and is a predicted model, not a curated record. Lineage: Eukaryota; Fungi; Basidiomycota; Exobasidiomycetes; Georgefischeriales; Tilletiariaceae.